GCUGCGCGCAGCAGCGGCGGCGGCGGCCAAGAGAUCGAGGAGGAGGAGGAGGAGGCAGCGCGAGGAGGCUCCUUCUUCCUUGGUGGCCGCAGCAGCGGGACUGCGGUCGGAGGUUCCCAGCGCUGUCCCUGGCUCCGGCGCUGGCUCCGCAAGAGGAGGCUCCAAGGAGGAGGACCGGCAGCCUCUCCGCCCAGAGACCCGGGCAGCAGCAGGGCAAGAAGCAGGAGCCCCUCGACGUCGCUGCUGCUGCUGGGGCUGGUUCUUCUUGGAGAGCAGCGAGGAUGCUGGGCGCCCGCCGCCCGUCUUCCUCCUCGCCUUCGCCGCCUCCUCCGCCGCCUCCCUGGGCGCUGCUGUGGCCGCUGCUGCUGCUGCCCGGCGGGGCGCUCCGGAGCGGGAUGGACAGCGCCGUCGGCAGCCAAGUGAAUUUAUUGGACUCACGAUCAGUAAUGGGAGAUCUUGGAUGGAUCGCGUAUCCAAAGAAUGGGUGGGAAGAAAUUGGCGAGGUGGAUGAAAAUUAUGCUCCAAUCCAUACUUACCAAGUAUGUAGAGUGAUGGAACAAAGUCAGAACAACUGGCUUCUGACAAACUGGAUUUCCAACAGUGGGGCCUCACGGAUCUUCAUUGAACUGAAAUUUACCCUUAGGGACUGUAACAGCCUUCCUGGAGGUCUUGGGACUUGCAAAGAGACGUUUAAUAUGUACUAUUUUGAAACAGAUGAUGAAGAUGGGAGGAAUGUGAAAGAAAACCAGUACAUCAAGAUUGAUACCAUUGCAGCAGAUGAGAGUUUUACAGAGUUAGACCUUGGAGACAGGGUCAUGAAGCUGAACACAGAGGUGAGGGACGUUGGGCCUCUGACCAAAAAGGGAUUUUACCUUGCUUUCCAAGAUGUGGGUGCCUGCAUUGCUCUGGUGUCUGUGCGGGUGUAUUACAAGAAGUGCCCUAUGGUGAUUCGAAACCUGGCUGUCUUUCCUGACACCAUCACGGGAGCUGAUUCUUCUCAGCUGCUGGAAGUCUUGGGGUCAUGCAUGAACCAUUCAGUGACAGAUGAACCCCCCAGGAUGCAUUGCAGUGCUGAAGGAGAGUGGCUGGUGCCAAUUGGAAAAUGCAUGUGUAAGGCAGGGUAUGAAGAAAAGAACAACACCUGUCAGGCAUGCCAGCUGGGAUACUUUAAGGAUUUGCCCCAGAAUCAGAUGUGCACCAAAUGCCCUCCACACAGUUACACGCCUGAAGAAGCAUCAACCUUCUGCGUUUGUGAAGAACACUAUUUCCGAAAAGAAUCUGAUCCACCUACUAUGGCCUGUACAAGACCCCCCUCUGCUCCUCGGAGUGCCAUCUCAAAUGUUAACGAAACUAGUGUCUUUCUGGAAUGGAUUCCUCCUGCUGAUACUGGUGGAAGGAAAGAUGUGUCUUAUUAUAUUGCAUGCAAGAAGUGCAACUCGCACUCGGGUCUCUGUGAGGCGUGUGGCAGUCAUGUCAGGUAUCUUCCACAACAAAGCGGCCUGAGAAAUACAUCUGUGAUGAUGGUGGACCUGCUUGCUCACACAAACUAUACCUUUGAAAUUGAGGCAGUGAAUGGUGUGUCCGACCAGAGUCCAGCUGCACGACAAUUUGUGUCAGUCAAUGUAACCACAAACCAGGCAGCACCAUCACCAAUCACAAAUGUUAAGAAAGGGAAAGUCGCCAAAAAUAGCAUCUCACUCUCCUGGCAGGAACCAGAUCGACCGAAUGGCAUCAUCUUGGAGUAUGAAAUCAAAUAUUUUGAAAAGGAUCAAGAGACCAGCUAUACCAUCAUCAAAUCCAAGGAGACAAAAAUUACUGCAGAUGGCUUGAAACCCGCCUCAGCAUAUGUCUUCCAGAUCCGAGCACGCACCGCAGCAGGGUAUGGUGGCUUCAGCCGGAGAUUUGAGUUUGAAACCAGCCCAGUGUCAGUAGCUGCAUCCAGCGACCAGAGCCAGAUCCCUAUAAUUGCUGUAUCGGUUACGGUGGGAGUGAUUCUAUUGGCUGUUGUUAUUGGUUUCCUUCUCAGUGGAAGGCGGUGUGGGUACAGCAAAGCUAAACAAGACCCUGAAGAAGAAAAGAUGCAUUUUCAUAAUGGCCACAUCAAAUUACCAGGAGUAAGGACGUAUAUCGAUCCGCAUACCUAUGAAGACCCAAAUCAAGCUGUCCACGAGUUUGCAAAAGAAAUAGAAGCCUCAUGCAUAUCAAUCGAAAGAGUUAUUGGAGCUGGUGAAUUUGGUGAAGUAUGCAGUGGGCGUUUGAAAGUGCCUGGGAAACGUGAAUUGCCGGUGGCCAUUAAAACCCUCAAAGUGGGAUACUCUGACAAGCAAAGGCGAGAUUUCCUGGGGGAAGCCAGCAUAAUGGGACAGUUUGAUCAUCCUAACAUAAUUCACUUGGAAGGUGUUGUCACAAAGAGUAAACCAGUCAUGAUCGUGACUGAAUACAUGGAAAAUGGAUCUUUGGAUACAUUUUUGAAGAAGAAUGAUGGGCAGUUCACUGUAAUUCAGCUGGUUGGCAUGCUCCGAGGGAUAGCAUCUGGGAUGAAGUACCUUUCUGACAUGGGCUAUGUACAGGACUUGGCUGCCAGAAAAAUCCUAAUCAACAGUAACUUAGUGUGUAAGGUGUCUGACUUUGGACUUUCCAGAAUUCUUGAAGAUGAUCCUGAAGCGGCCUCCACAACAGGGUAAGGAGGAAAAAUCCCAAUCCGAUGGACAGCUCCAGAAGCAAUCGCCUUCCGCAAAUUCACCUCUGCCAGUGAUGUCUGGAGCUAUGGGAUUGUGAUGUGGGAAGUGGUGUCCUAUGGGGAGAGACCUUACUGGGAGAUGACCAAUCAAGAUGUGAUUAAAGCUGUCGAAGAAGGAUAUCGCUUGCCAAGUCCCAUGGACUGCCCAGCUGCUCUGUACCAACUUAUGCUGGAUUGCUGGCAAAAAGACCGAAACAGCAGGCCGAAGUUUGAUGAAAUUGUCUGCAUGUUAGACAAACUCAUUCGGAACCCAAGUAGUCUGAAAACACUGGUGAAUGCAUCAAGCAGAGUUUCAAAUUUAUUAGGUGAACACAGUCCACUGGGAAAUGGUGUCUACAGAUCUGUAGGUGAAUGGCUGGAAGCCAUAAAAAUGGGACGGUACACAGAGAUUUUCAUGGAAAAUGGAUAUAGUUCUAUGGACGCUGUGGCUCAGGUGACCUUGGAGGAUUUGAGGCGCCUUGGAGUCACACUUGUUGGGCACCAGAAGAAGAUAAUGAACAACCUUCAAGAAAUGAAGGUCCAGCUGGUAAACGGGAUGGUGCCAUUGUAACUUUUUAAAUUAUUAUUUUAUUUUUUAAAAUGUCACUUCAAGUGAUCAGCCUUGCACUUUGUACACAUAACCCUGACAUUUAUCUUAACAACUGAAAAUGUGAAGUUCAGUGAUUUCUAGACCACAACAGAAGAACACUGGCCUCAGUGACAUAAUUUAUAAUCAGUGUUAGAACCUUCCUUUCUGUGACUUCAUCAUGAAGUAAAAGCAAUGUGCGUAAAAAGUAGAAAUGGGGAUGCACCACAUUUGAGGUUAACUAAUUUCUUCUGCUUCAACAACAACAAAAAUAUUCCCAUCGCACCUUGUCUAUACAUGGAGUAUAUGUCUAUCUAUCUAAAUACAGAGAGAGUGAGUGAGAGAGAGAGCACCUUUCAAAAACUGAAAAUGACAGACCAUGUUAAUACUUCCAAGGAUUUACUUGAAACUUUUCCCAGUUCUUUGUCAGCUCACUGGAAGCUACAGUCUACUGACUUUUCCUUCAGGUCUUAAGCAUCAAAUGGAAGAAUUUUGAGGAGCAAUAUUAGAGUAUUUCUUGAUAGUGAUGUCUUAUUUUGUACAUUUUAAAAGGAUGAUGCUCUUACACAGCAGUGGAGCCCUAGAGGCCACUGUACAAACAUUUGUUGAUCAAUAUUCAAUGCAAUACAGGGUGUGUUUUUCUUCUACCUUUUCUUAAUGAUAUUCUUUUUAUAGUUGGGAGACUAACACAUGGUCAAUAUAACAUAUGUAGAUAAUGUUAUCCAGAUUACUGCACACGCAGGUGUGGGACAUCAUCUUUUUCAUGCUACCUGACUGCUUGUAUUUUUACUGCUGCUUAGUUAUAACAGGUAUAUUUCUUAAUAGCACAAAGAUUGGUACUGAGUCCAGAAUUCAGAUUCUUCAUUUCAUGGGGUAAGAGGAGAGCAAGGAUAGAGUGUAUUCUGUCUUGGAUCUUUUCCUGAAAACAUCUGAAAGCAUUCCUUAUGGAAUCGCAGGAACUGGGAGUGCUGUAUAAAAGAGAGAUGCCUUGACCUGAGAGGGCAAUUUCAGUGCCCAGAAAAACUUCCUGCCCCUCCCCAAAGGAAAAUCUAGGGUACAUAGUUAUGCAAAUGUGCAUCAGGUAUACAAGCUGCUGAAUUACACAUUUCUUGAUGCAUAUUUUUAAAGCAUAG
Sceloporus undulatus (fence lizard) is the source of this 4438-nucleotide messenger RNA. RefSeq names its product EPH receptor A5 (gene EPHA5). Gene Ontology annotation, molecular function: ATP binding; protein binding; transmembrane-ephrin receptor activity. The record is from RefSeq and is a predicted model, not a curated record. Gene Ontology annotation, cellular component: plasma membrane; neuron projection. Lineage: Eukaryota; Metazoa; Chordata; Lepidosauria; Squamata; Phrynosomatidae. Gene Ontology annotation, biological process: protein phosphorylation; axon guidance; cell surface receptor protein tyrosine kinase signaling pathway.